AAGAGUGCAUUUUAUAAUCUUUAGAAAACAGUUUUUACAAAUUUGAAAAAUGACGGAAUAUACAGACUCCUUGAUUGCAAUUUCAUAAUUUUAUUUAUAAAAUCCCAAAAAUAAGAUUGGGUUGUUAAGUACCAAGUACCAAACACAUAAUACCUAACUCAUAACUUUUGCCAAAAUUAUAUGAAUGAAAUUCAUAUUAUUUUUUUAAAUAAAAAUAAGAUAAUCUGCUACCACAAAUACAAUGCGAAGUGUGAAAAACAUGGAGUGCCUUUUUCACAAAUAUCCCUCCCACGGUCCUACUUAAACUCUUCACACAAACUCUUCCCAACUCAACCCAUCAUGGAAUAUACCCACCCCAAUGACCCGACUCCUCACUUGGCCAUGAUACCCACGCCCGGGAUGGGUCACAUCAUCCCGCUCACUGAGUUCGCCAAGCAGCUCGUUCUCCGCCACCGCUUCACCGUCACGCUCAUCAUCCUCAGUGACGGCUCCCCCAUGACAGCCCAAAAAUCGCUUCUCCGGUCCUUACCCCAAGCCAUCACCUCCCAUUUCCUCCCGCCGGUCAACUUCGACGACCUUCCUCCCGACGUCAAAAUCGAAACGAGAAUAUCACUCAGCUUGACUCGCUCCCUCUCCGGCAUUCGCGACACGGUCAAGUCCCUAAGUCGGGCGACUCGACUUGUGGGCCUCGUCACAGACCUCUUUGGUACGGACGCCUUCGACGUGGCCAAGGAAUUUAGUGUUCUAUCUUACAUUUUCUUCCCUACUACUGCCAUGGUUUUGUCGUUCUUCUUCCACGUGCCCGAGCUCGACGCCACCUGCUCCUGCGAGUUCAGAGACCUUCCCGACUUGAUUCAAUUACCCGGAUGCAUACCGGUUCACGGGAGGGAUUUAAUCGACCCGGUUCAAGAUAGGAAGGACGAGGCCUAUCAGUGGGUUCUUCACCAUGCCAAAAGAUACGCUCGUGCUGAUGGGAUAAUAGUCAACAGCUUUUUAGACCUAGAAUCGGGCACUUUUAAGGCGUUAAAAGAAGAGGCACAAGGCCGACCGCCGAUUUACCCGAUUGGACCGCUUACACAAUCCGGAUCGGCAAUUGAAUCGGGUUUCGGGGACGGGCUUGGAUGUCUGAGGUGGCUGGAUGAACAGCCACAUGGCUCAGUGCUAUUUGUCUCCUUCGGAAGCGGUGGGACCCUGUCUCCGGAGCAGCUCAACGAGCUGGCAAUGGGCUUGGAAAUGAGUAGACAGAGAUUCAUUUGGGUCGUGAGAAACCCACACGAGAAGGCCGCGAACGCCACUUACUUCGGUGCCCAAAACGAGGAGGACCCGUCGGAUUUCUUGCCGGAGGGGUUAUUGGGCAGGACUCGGAAAGUGGGCUUGGUGGUGCCGUCGUGGGCUCCGCAGGUUCGGAUCCUCGCCCACGGAUCGACGGGCGGGUUCUUGAGCCACUGCGGGUGGAACUCGACCCUGGAGAGCAUAGUGCACGGGGUGCCGAUGGUGGCGUGGCCGCUCUACGCGGAGCAGAGGAUGAACGCCGCCAUGCUGCGGGGAUUGGGGGCGGCGGCGAUGGUGGAAGCCGACGAGCAAGGGGUGGUGCGGCGGGGGGAUAUCGCGAAGUGUGUGAGGGGGAUAAUUGAAGGGGAAGAAGGGCGGGUGCUGAGGAAGAAGAUGGGGGAACUCAAGGAUGCUGCCCAAUUGGCUUUGAGCAGAGAUGGAUCCUCCAUAAAGGCACUUGAUGAGGUAGCACGGAUGUGGAAAGAUCAAAUAAUUACGUGAAUGUUAUGAAUGGAUGAGUGAGGAUGUGAUACAUCCAUAUCUUAUCCACCUCUUCCAAUGUGUCUUAUAUUUUGCACUAAGAACUUGUCCCUUAUAUUUGUUCUGUGUGGAUGUGAUACAUCCAUAUCUUAUCCACCUCUUCGAAUGUGUCUUAUAUUUUUUACUAAUUAAUGUUUCUAAACUUGUCCCUUAUAUUUGUUCUAAUUAUAUUUUCAUAUGAGCUUACUCAUAUAUUUGUACUAAUAAAGUCAGUAUUAGCUAA
Malania oleifera is the source of this 2035-nucleotide messenger RNA. RefSeq names its product hydroquinone glucosyltransferase-like. The record is from RefSeq and is a predicted model, not a curated record. The transcript has a single exon. The coding region runs from base 181 to 1773 and encodes 530 amino acids. NCBI's taxonomy places the organism in Eukaryota, Viridiplantae, Streptophyta, Magnoliopsida, Santalales, Ximeniaceae. Gene Ontology annotation, molecular function: UDP-glycosyltransferase activity.